Molecule: messenger RNA, 4035 nt
Organism: Homarus americanus (American lobster)
Lineage: Eukaryota; Metazoa; Arthropoda; Malacostraca; Decapoda; Nephropidae
Biological process (GO): superoxide metabolic process
Molecular function (GO): metal ion binding
Source: RefSeq, a predicted model, not a curated record
CCCCAGGUAGCCAUGAGCCAGGCACAGAUAGUCUUGACUCACUUGAGACAUGUAUGUGUUGACGUGAUCCUUCCUCCUCAGUGCGCUGUGAGUGAUGGGAUAAGUGUAGAUAUUAUUAGAACACUUAUAUAAACAAUGUUAGUGUACAGUGGCGGAAGAAGACGGCCCGUGGGAGACCUGCUUGUAGUGGUGGUGGCCGUGUGGUGGCUGUCAGGUGGUGGAGAGGCGACAACUGCAGCCUCCUCCGUCCUCCUGUACUCGGCAUUCACCUGGGGUGGUCUCCGGGGUAAUACCACCUUCUCCUGGGGUGGACCUGGCACUAAUGUCACCGUGGAGGUCCAGGUAGAGAUAGUCGGCACUAGUCUGACCCCUGACCCCGAGGAGUAUGACUGGGCCAUCUACGACUGGCCGAUGAGAUAUGAUGUCAAGGAUCGAUGUAGUCUCUCCGUCCUGGGCACCAAAAAAUGGGACUUGUCGAGUAUGUUUGGUAAACUAACGUUGCCACAGAGCUCGUCGGCGACCUUUGAGACCGAGGAACUGAACUUAGUGGGUGACGACUCGAUCUGGGGACGCUCUCUCAGGAUCUCCCACAAGCAGAGGACCACCUGCUCUAACAUCCAUGGUGUGAGCGGAGAGAGAACCUAUGAGGCCAGGUUCCACAGUCCCAUCGGCGGGUCCAUCUGGCUGAGGACGUGGGCGUGGGGGGCGGCCGACGACGAGGGGAAGACGAAGGGCACCCAGACUACCAUCUUCACUGACGUCUUCAACACAGCAGACGAUGAUCCCUCGGCAGGUGACCAUAACUGGUCCAUCUUCAUCACUGAUAUUCUCGACAAGAAAGAGAAUCGUCCGUCGUGCAACUUCCUCAGCCGUAUCUAUGACCCGUUAGGAUUGGAGAAAUGCGACGGAGAGGGUCAGUGUCCUAUGGGUGACCUGACCAACACUUACGGUCAACUGAGAGUAGGGACACACAGGUCUCGGUUCUCUCGUAAGUUCUACACCACCACCAAGAUGGUCCUUCCUGACCUGUCCGGCCCCCGCAAGCUCUACCUGUCCGUGAUGGGCGCCCUCCACCCCGACCACCUGUGGGCGUGCACCAAACUACGCGAGAUCAAGCCUAAGACCGCCCGCGCCAUCUUCAACUCUCAGGGCGUACGCGGGGAGAUCAGGCUGGAACAAACAUCCAUCUUCACCCCGACAGACCUGACGCUGGAGCUGAGUGGCCUCGCUGGUAACGCGGGUUUCCAUGUUCACGAGCUGCCGGCCAUGCCACCCAUCCACCCUGGGGAUUUCCCCUGUGGAGCCACUAAGGGGCACUACAACCCCUACGGCGUGGACGCCAGUAACUCCCCCAAGGCCGGGUUAGGGGCACACGACCAGUACGAGCUCGGUGACCUGAGUGGUAAACACGGCGCCCUUACGGGUCUGGACGAGGCCCUGGCCACUGUCACCGACCACAACCUGCCACUGUUUGGUCCCUGCUCGGUCAUCACCCGGAGCCUCGUCAUCCACAAGGCGUCAGGAGACCGCUGGGUGUAAGCCAACAUAAGACCUACCCGGCCACAGAUCCGCGCUGUCACCUUCCGGUACCCGCUGGUGGGGGAGAUCGUAUUCGAGCAGGAGGCUGACGACCCCCUAGCGGAUACCCACCUACUGGUGACCAACUUGUUGUACUCUGACGGCAGCAAGAACGACACGAGCGGUCACCGCUGGUACGUGCACCAGGACAUCCCCGGUAGAGACUUCUACAACUGGACGAUGAGAUGUGUGUCUGCUGGCCCUCACUACAACCCUUAUAAGGUAAGCCUGGGGGAGCGAGUAUACAGACGUUGCAACGUAGACACGGCAGAACGCUGUGAGAUGGGCGACUUGGGAAAACGCCACGCGCUGAAGGUGGCGGGACCAGUGAGGAACAUAGCAGACACGCGAAAGCUCAUGACGGACACUAACCUUCCUCUCUCAGGCCCCAAGACCAUCCUGGGCCACUCUGUAGUGAUCCAUGAUGAAAACGCCCCCAAACACAGAGGAGACAGGAUGGCGUGUUCUGGGAUCUACCGCCGGUUUCGCCACAAGGGCGUAGUCAACAAGUGGCACGCGACCCGAGGAGCAGGCAAGGUGGAGGGCAAGGUCGAGUUUAUCCAGGAGUCUGAGUUUGACCUCACCAACACCGAGGUCGAGCUUCGGGGUCUGGAGGCCACUGCAAAUGGAUACCACGUCCACAUGGUACCUAUAGAAGACGAGCUGGAGUUCCCGUGUGAAGCCUCCACCACCCUGGGUCAUUAUAACCCCCUCAACGUGACCCCUUCUGAGUCUCCGACACCCGCCACUGGCACUCAUGACCAGUACGAAGCUGGUGACCUGGCGGGGAAGUAUGGCACUCUGGAGGGCCUCAACCGGAAGCGUGGUGAAUAUAAUGACACUAAUCUGCAGCUGUUUGGCGCAACUUCCAUUAUGGGGCGGUCCAUCGUCAUCCACAAGAAACAUAAGAAUGCCAGGUGGUUCUGUGGCAGUAUUGGCUGGGGUUAUUCUCCUGAAGCUCGCCAGGUCUCGGCCAUUGCUUCCUUCCAUAACCCCCAGGGAUAUGCGUGGGGUUACAUCAGGAUGCGUCAAUUGAUUUACUUCGAUGGUUCCUUCGAUGAGACGUUUAUAGAGGUCAGCCUUCGUCAUCCAGGCACCAAUAACCGCAAUUUGACACGUCGACACAACUGGUCAGUCUACGUCAACCCCGUUGGAGUAGACGCCGGGGUGAAGUUCUUCCAGUCGAGGUGUGUGGCUGCUGGCUACCGCUGGAACCCUUACCUCAUCCACCUCGCCUUCCCCAACGAUAGAGACUACUACGAGCGUGAGUGUGGGCCAGAGGUUCCCCUGAGAUGUGAUGUCGGUGAUCUAUCAGGUCGCCUCGGCACCAUCGACGUGGGAGACAAGAGAUAUGUCUUUGUUGACCGGAACCUUCCCCUGUCUGGUCCUCACGGCAUCAUGAACCGGGCCAUGAUCAUCCACCGAGAGAACGCCGGGGUGGAGAGGUUCGCCUGCGCCAACAUUAGACCUGAUGAUGACAUUAUUAAGUGGGUCAUUGUUAGGAAGACGCCCAAGUUUACUGCCACCACCUUCAUGGAGGACCUAAGAGAGGUGUUGGGGGCGCCAGAGUGGUAUUUGGCCGCCGACCUCCAGACUGUGUCGUUCUCCGCUGACCAGCAGUGUGUCACCUUCGUCAUCCACUUCAUGGGACCCCAGGCCGGACAGUUGGAGCUUGACUUCUCGCGUCUCCUAGCUGGGGGGAUCCUGCCCUCUCCGACCAUCUCCAUCAGGGGCGUCUACUCGGAUCCUAAGCGACCCACCAAGGUGCCCUACAGGACCUGUGGCGGCCUGGAGGAGGACGACAUCUUGGGCGAUAAAUCUGACGCGUCUUGGUGGAACGUAUUAACUGGGAACCUCGACGACGUUGGCUACACUGGUGAUGGUAGCGGAUCUUCCUCCUCCUCCUUCUCCUCCUCCUCCUCCUUCUCCUCCUCCUCCUUCUCACACCUUCCCACAGGUAAAUAAUACCGGUAUAUCCUGUCAUUAGCCAUGUAUACAUUAUUCAUCUCUUUAUUAUACAUCAUUUAUCAUACAUUCUCGUUUAUACUUGUAUUUACAGAAGACUGUAAAUAUAUUACCUGUAUAGAGAAGCUUACUUAUAUUAUCUAGUUAAUUAGUAUUGUAUCACCUGUACACUAUUAUUGACUGUAUAAUUUAUUCUUUAAAUAAGUAACUAUCAAUUAUUUGCUUAUACUUACACUUAUUUGAUCAUUAGUUGAUGAGAAGUAAAUAUAAGUAACUGAUAUACCUGGUGAGUUUAUUUACAAUUUAUUCAUAAUUCUGAGAUGUAUUCUAAAACUGUGUAAUACAAAAUUGUGUAAAAAUGUAAAACAAAAUUAGAUUUAUAUUAUUUUUUCCGGAUUUUUUAUAUAUUUACACUUGUUAUUGAGUAAAUCACGUCCUAGCAGCUCUAAUGUAAACACAGAAUAUUACUGUACUAAUAAAUUGAUAAAAUUA